Cyprinus carpio (common carp) is the source of this 3440-nucleotide messenger RNA. It is a transcript of the gene rtknb, whose product is annotated as rhotekin b. The record is from RefSeq and is a predicted model, not a curated record. Gene Ontology annotation, cellular component: actomyosin contractile ring. Lineage: Eukaryota; Metazoa; Chordata; Actinopteri; Cypriniformes; Cyprinidae. Gene Ontology annotation, biological process: signal transduction; actomyosin contractile ring assembly; mitotic cytokinesis.
GCGAAGUUUGAUUUGUAGAGUUCAGCUAUUAAUACUCAAAAUGAUUAGAAUCAAAAGAUUAUACGGUUUAGGUUGCAGAUGUUUCCAGUGACUUGAAAAAUGUUCUGAAAUUUGGAUACGUCUGAAGGGAGGAUUCGUUUUUUAAACCAAUAUACGCGCCCUGAUGGAAUCAAACCUUUUGUGCAAUGGGAAAACAUUUAACAGCCUACUGAGCCUACCAAAGUUAUGUUAACUAAAUCACAAUAAUGGUGUCGCUGUUUCAGCGAGUGUUCAAAACUUGAAGCGCCACCCAUACCACGAACAGGGGGAAACACACCCUAUAUAUCCAUAGUUGUUGCAACAUGUCCAGUAGGAUUUUAUACUAAUGGCGCUUUUAAGAUAUAUAUUUAAGCAUUUAGGACGGGGUUUAUGUUUAUUUUGAUGCAGUAGUUAUCCGCUUCGGUUGGUCGCUUGAGUUGGGAUUUUCAACCUACAGCAAUCAUGUUCUGCAGAAACCAGACUUCCAGAGCCACUGUGGCCCGUGGAUCCGCGAUGGAGAUGGAGGUGAAGAGAGGAAGGUUCCGCCUGAGCGUGCUGGAGGAUUCCGCACAGGACUGUGAGGUUCAGAGACUGAUCGAGAGAGAGGUGAGGAUUAGAGAAGGGGCCUGUAAGCUUUUAGCUGCGUGUUCUCAGAGAGACCAGGCUCUGGAAGCUUCCAAGACUCUCCUCACAUCCAACAGCCGCAUACUGGCCCUCAUGACCCAGCUGCAGCGCAUGAAGGAAGCCCAGGCCAUGCUGAGAGCAGGACGGAGAUCAUCUGAUGGUGCGUCUGCUGAUGAGCGAUUACCUUGUGCUGGAAAAGUAGCCAUUUCAGAUAUUCGCAUUCCUCUCAUGUGGAAAGAUUCAGAGUAUUUUAAAAACAAAGGAGAGCUGCACCAGUGUGCUGUGUUCUGUUUGCUGCAGCUGGGGACAGAGAUUCACGAUACGGAUCUCGUAAUAGUGGACAGGACACUCACAGACAUCUGUUUCGAUGAACCAGUGAUAUUCACUGACGUACCGCCAGGCUUUGACCUGCGGGUGGAGCUCUACAGCUCCUGUAUGGAGGAGGAAUUCAGCAUGGGCUUCUCCACUCGGAGGCUGAGCCGGCUGGGAAGUGCCUCCAGUAAGAAGUUCAUGGCAACAUUAGAGACAGCAGCUUCCUGCAGUUCCCACAGCAGCGGAACUGGAUCACCUGGAGGAGAAUCACCGGUUCUACUGCCUGCUCUAUCAGUACGGGGCCCUAAAUAUCACCUCCUGGCCCACGCAUCUCUGACCCUGUGCCACGCACAGAACUCUUUCCGAACACAUGACCUGACAAUAUCAGACACAGAGGGCUCUUCGUUCUGGUUGCCGCUCUAUGGUAACAUGUGUUGUCGCCUCGUGGCCCAACCUCUUUGUAUGACUCAAGUAGUUAUGUGUGGGAAACUCAGAAUUCGGUCAGAGAGCAAUCCUGAGGACUGGAGAGACGUCUACGGUGUUCUGAGUGGGUCAGAUUUAAAAUGUUAUCAGCAGCAGGACGAUUCAGAUUCUUUAGAGACACCACUGUUCACUAUUCCCAUUAAUAAGGACACCCGUGUGCGUGCCACAGAGAGAGAUCCAGCUCUACAUACUCACAGUAUCACCAUAACAAACCAGAGUGGCGAUGAGACCACAUACACAAUUGUCACACACACAUCUGAAGACACAAAUAACUGGAUGGAAGCCUUCUGGCAACAUUUCUAUGACAUGAGUCAGUGGAAACAAUGCUGUAAUGGGCUCAUGAAGAUUGAGGAACCUUCUCCAAAGAAAAUGACGGUGACAUUAAAACAAGGCUCCCUGUAUCAUGAAAUGGUUACGUCACCAUCCACCAAGACCAGAAACCAUCUGCAACCCCUGAACAGACCUGUCUCUUCUGAAAUCCAAAGCCUGCUGUCCAACUAUUAUAAUGACAGUUACUGAAGAAUCCAACAAGAAAACUAAAGAAAAAACCUGUUUUGUGCACAGCUAACACGCACAGUAUAUACAGCACACACACAUUUUUUUGGGGAAAAACGAAAUUUAAAUUUGUUUUUUUUUUUCAUAUUUGUUUACUAAAUCCAAAAUACACACCCAAGUACAAAAUACUAUUUUGGCUUGAAACUCUGACUGUCAUUAUCAAACAGUUAACCCUAAUAUUACAAGACUAUACAGUUUCCCACUUUUUAGCUUCUUACUAUAUAAAUAACUAUAAUAAUAAAGAAACUUUGACUUAAAAUCAUGUGAGAAUUAAGAGUGUUACAAGAGACAAUAAACCAGCACACCUGCAUAGGAAUUUGUUUGCCAGGAACAACAGCUAAUUAUACAGUUUAGUGUCAUUAUGGAAAGAUAAUCUAUUUCACUUUCAGUUGUUAAGGACUGAAAAACAUGUAUCAAAAUCUAUUAAAAAGUAUAUCAGCUUGUCAGUACAGCAUAUGCAUGUACAGCAUGGUGUUUUCUCUCUUUUUUUAGGGCAAAUUUCUUUUUCAGUGUUCAGUAAAGGUUUGGCUCCUUAUGUUUGAUUCAACAAGCCUGAUUUGGCAGUGUAACUUGAUCCUGUGGAAGAUCAGGACUUGGUAUCGCUGGAUUUAAAUCACUCACUUUUAAAAUUGACUGGAACAUUUUUACUUGCUACAAGCUACGGAAAUCCUGCAAAAGAAGAGUUUGACAGUUUGUUUUUAUUGUUUAUUCAGUCAUUGUAAUUAUUGUACCACCCAGUGCCGUUCAAGAUAAUUGAGCAACUCAAGUUUCAUGCCAAACCUUUAAAUGAUUUAAAACGGAUAUUAAAUUCAAAUGAUCUUUAUCUUUUCUUAAGAAAAAUCAGUCAAACAGCCAACCAAGCAACACUGUUUUAAAUCAUUAAUUGUUAUGAAUAUAACCGUCAUCUCUAAACCUUACUUGAAUAUUAAGUUUAGAUCAAUGUCAAGCUGUCAGUGAUAGCUGGAUAGGCCCUACAGCAACUUGACUUACUGUAAUUUGUAUUACAUAAGAAUUGUUAUUCAUUGAUCAAAUAUGUUCCUUUCUGAGAACAUUUUUUGAAUAGCAAGCUAAAAUUGUUGACUGAUUUGUCUUACUGUAGGAUUUGUAACCCUUUUAGCAAUUGACUUAGAAGUUAAGGCUGUUUAUAUUAAUAAAAUCGGCAGUACUAACAAACGUAUUAUUAAUUUAUGUAAUACGAGGUGAUGUGACUCGUUGGUUGAUAAUUUGGCUGGUGGUAACCAAAAGGUUGUAGGUUCAAAUCCCAGGAGAAGCCACCUGCCACCACUGUGUCCAUGAAAAAGAUGUCACAUUGCUUCAUGGAAUCUUUGUUCCUGCUCUCUCUGAACAGACUGUUGUUGGAAUAUAGGUACAGAUCUGUUGUUUCAUUUUUUAUAUGACAAUUAUGUGUUAAUAGUUCCGUGAUAAUAAAAUGAACAAUUGGAAAUCCC